UUCUCGGGAAGCAGAGGCAUGGUGAGACCAUCUGGGGAAAAUCAAACAGCCAUAGUGGAAUUUGUGCUUCAAGGAUUCUCUUCCAUCUGGCAGCUAAAUAUUUGCCUCUUCAUAAUGUUUUUAGUUUUUUACACCUUAACCGUCUCUGGAAACAUCCUCAUUAUCUUGCUAGUUUUAUUCAACCAUCACCUCCACACCCCCAUGUACUUUUUCCUGGUGAAUCUGGCCUUUCUGGAGAUCUGGUAUACCACUAAUAUUGUCCCCAGGAUGUUGCUGCUCAUUAUAGCAGGACAGAAGACGAUCUCUGUGGCUGGCUGCCUCACACAGUUUUACUUCUUUGGAUCUUUGGCUGCAACAGAGUGUCUCUUGCUGGCUGUAAUGUCCUAUGAUCGCUACGUGGCCAUCUGCCAACCUCUCCACUACCCUAGCCUCAUGACUGGGCCCCUCUGCAUCAAGCUGGCUGCCAGCUCGUGGCUCUGCUGUUUCCUCCUCACAGCAAUCACCAUGGUCCUACUAUCUAGACUCAGCUUCUGUGGACCCAAUGAAAUUGAUCAUUUCUUCUGUGACUUCACCCCUCUGGUCCAUCUUUCUUGCAUGGAUACCUCACUGACUGAGACAAUUGCCUUUGCCACCUCUUCUGCCGUGACUCUGGUCCCAUUUUUCCUCAUCACUGCCUCUUACUCUUGCAUCCUCAUUGCUAUUCUAAGAAUCCCAUCUGGCACGGGCCGGCGAAAGGCCUUCUCCACCUGCUCGUCCCACCUUACGGUGGUCACUGUGUUCUAUGGGACACUGAUUGCCACGUACCUGGUGCCCUCAGCCAAUUCUUCACAACUGGUACGCAAAGGGUUCUCUCUCCUCUACACCAUCCUGACGCCCAUGUUCAACCCAAUCAUUUAUGGCCUGAGAAACAGAGAGAUCCAUGAAGCUCUGAAGAGGUGCUUGAGCACGAAAUCGGGUUUUCUCAAAUGA
This is a messenger RNA of Echinops telfairi (small Madagascar hedgehog), 969 nucleotides long. Its product is annotated as olfactory receptor 11A1-like. Gene Ontology annotation, cellular component: membrane. Gene Ontology annotation, molecular function: olfactory receptor activity; G protein-coupled receptor activity. The record is from RefSeq and is a predicted model, not a curated record. The coding region runs from base 19 to 969 and encodes 316 amino acids. The transcript has a single exon. Lineage: Eukaryota; Metazoa; Chordata; Mammalia; Afrosoricida; Tenrecidae. Gene Ontology annotation, biological process: G protein-coupled receptor signaling pathway.